UGUUUCUUUUGUAAACGCGCGAAAAUACUUGAUAAUGGAGAAAGCGCAGUAGACGAAUUUUGAUUUAAUGUCAAAUAGGGAGCGGGCUAGUCGUAGACGAAUGAGUCGCGGCUGUGUCUGGUUAUUUUGAGAUAUUUACUCGUCAAGAUCGGUCUGAACAGAAAAGCAGAAUGCUGAUUCAAAAAUCGCACCUAAUAAUCAUCGUCUUGUGUAUUAUCUCUGGAAUAUCAAUCACAGAUACGGCAUUCAGUACCACAUGUUAUGGAUCUGAGCCAGUCUGUACAACACAUAUAAUGCAGUGUAAACGACCCUUGGUUGUAUAUAUUACCAAUGCUAACUAUGGAUUCAGGCCCAAUUGUUCAGCUGUGGGUAUUUCCAACUGUGACGACACCGCGUGCUGUAGAAGUCAGGAUAACGACUGCAUUUUACCCUUUAACCGAUCAGAUGUCGAUGUGUUGCACCGGAACUGUUCUGGAAAUACAACAUGUAAAUUGCCAGGGUCUUUGACUGAUCAGAUGUGUGAUAAAGACAGAGAUUUGCGAUACAGCUCCUACAGUCAAAUAGAAUUUGAAUGUGUUAUAAAAGGACAAACACCAACAACCACGCCCUCAAUUGCCACAACAUCAAUAUCACCAACAACUCCAUUAACUCUAGCUUCCACAACAGAGAACUCGACAACGGAAACAACUAAAGCCAAUGAUACAUUAACACGCAACAGUUCCUCGGGUUUCAGUAGUAUUCCCCCUACUUAUAUCACAGAGAACUCGACAACGGAAACAACACGCAGCAGUUCCUCGGUAUUAAGUACUACUCCUAAUAUUAAACAAUCCAACAUACUACCCAACGGGGCCACUGUUGAUGAUGAAAGAGUAACCAAUUCAGAUUUAAAGUUAAUUAUAGGAGCUGCUGUUGGUGGUCUUCUAGUGAUUUUUAUUAUUAUUAUUGCCGCUGUCAAUAUCUAUAGGUGGAAACGACGGGCGAGAAAAAACGAAAGUAGCUCUUCAAAUAGUAAGAAAUACAACAAUCAUCAUUCAAAGAGAGACUAUGGUGCUUCAAACGGUUCUUACGAUCAACAUUAUUCUACUAUAAGAUCUCUGGAAGGAGGGUUAUCAACUCCGCCUUUACCACCUGCACCAACACGCGGGAUACUUCGAGGUCCUAAAAGACAUUCCGCGUUUUCUUACCAAGCCUGAAUGUAUUGCUGACUGUGUUACCCUAAGAGGAUGUUACACACACACACACACCCACACACCCACACACCUUGACUUUUAAUUAAACAUAUUUAACAUGAUUCGUCCUUAACAAUUACGGCUUUUUCUUCAGAUAUCAAAACAAUUUAAUAGUGUAACAUUUAAUUAAUUCUACCUUCAAGAACUUUGAAAUCAUGAUGGAUUUAUUAUAUAAAAUCGCUGUUCAGUGUGUGCAAUAGGAGUCAAUGGUGAACGCCAAAAAAUGGAAUAAUACUGAAAAUCAAGAAGUGGUUUAUUGACUAUAUUAUAAUAUAAGUCCCGGGAUCAAAACAAGACGUAGUUAAAAGCAAGGAGGGAAAUUCAUUUCAUCCAAAUCGUAUGUCAGAUCAAAACCCCUAACUUUACAAGAUGGUGGUGUACUUGUCCCCGUCUAUUCAAAAGGACAAGGGAGGUUGUUCGGCCAAAUGGUUAGCGCGUGCGCGUUGUAUCAUAAGGUAUGUAAUUGAGUCAACUGGCGUGUCGAUUACCCGGCUGUACGUGACAAGGUUUAGGGUCACCUGUCCAACCUUGUGAGUUUCCUCCCACUGCAAAAGAAAUAAAAUUGAACCAUGUAUUGGACCCGAAAUGACCCGUUUUGCUCUCUCUCUCUCUCUCUGUCUCUCUCUCUCUCUCCAGGACAAUAGUUAUGCUAGGUUUCCACUAACACGAUUCGUGCUCUGAUUGAAAUCGUGAUUUUAAUCGCGGAGUAAUAGAAGUGAUCCUAUCAGGUCUUAUCAUAUAUUGAGGUCAGUGUUGAUCGUAUCGAAACAUAUCCUAAUAUAUCUGCACGUAGCAGAUCGUGGACUCAAUAGGGACAAUCCUGUCGUAACGCAUCGCACGACAGUGGGAACCUAGCAUGUGAUGUGUUCAUUUUGGGACGUAAACAGUUUUGUAUUGGUUAUUAUAUUCUCCUCUAUGGAGAAAAUGUAUCGAGUGGAGUAUAGAUAUGUGAUUAUUUGACGUGUGUAUGAGUUGUUGAUUCUAUUGUUAAAUAUGUAAUGUAAAACUAGGUUUAGAAGGCCAUUAUAACAUACAUCACGGUGAGCGGUCGAAUCAUUGUUACUUUAUGCAAUGUAAAACUAGGUUUAGAAGGUCAUUAUGACUAUUGAAACAAACAUCACACUGAGCGGUCGAAUCAUUGUAUUGACAGGGUAUUAAAUUGUUGUUACCAUUCAACAUACUUCAAAUAAAUAAAUGACAUUUGGCAUGUUGUUUAA
Messenger RNA from Patella vulgata (common limpet), 2446 nucleotides. RefSeq lists its product as uncharacterized. Bases 171 to 1193 code for a protein of 340 amino acids. NCBI's taxonomy places the organism in Eukaryota, Metazoa, Mollusca, Gastropoda, Patellidae. The record is from RefSeq and is a predicted model, not a curated record. The transcript is spliced from 6 exons.